Molecule: messenger RNA, 2238 nt
Organism: Scomber scombrus (Atlantic mackerel)
Lineage: Eukaryota; Metazoa; Chordata; Actinopteri; Scombriformes; Scombridae
Exons: 5
Coding region: 11-793 (260 amino acids)
Source: RefSeq, a predicted model, not a curated record
GUCCGGUUUGAUGUCUGCGUCACUUUUCUAUCCAUGGCCGUGUGGACGCAUCAGUCUGGUCUGUGGACUCCUCCUCCUGGCAUCUUUUCAACAUCCUGCUGCAGGCAGACUGAGCAACUGCACUCAUCCUCUGGUGCCCGAACAUGGAGGUUUCCGCUGCGAUCCGUCGCCGUGCCGAGGAUUUCCCCAGAGGAGCACCAUCCACUUCUUCUGUGAGCCUGGAUACCACAUCAGCAGCAACAUUCGCGCCUCCAGGUGUCGCCACGGGAAGUGGAUGCCUCCGAUACCGGCCUGCAUCCCGAUCAGAGACGGUCCAAACAUGAACUCUAACAGCCGAGUGAAUGACUCUAUGCCCAGCAUGGCCACGACGGCAGUGGGCGUGUCCAUCUUCCUGCUCACCACCACGGCCUGUCUGGUGGUCAAGUCCCGCCUCUUCCCCUGUCAAUCACACGGCAGCCGUCGCUCCUCAGACCAGCUGGACCUGAUGGUGGACGGACUUCCUGUCUCUCUCCCAUCCUACGAGGAAGCGGUUUAUGGCAGCUGGGGUCAACGUAUACCUGCCUGCUCAGCACAGGGACCCACCCAGCUACUUUUGGCUCAUGAGGCGUCCGGCUGUCACCAGUCGUCUGCCAACAACCAAUCGGAUGGCGGUCCUCGCCCCCUCCUGUCCGGCCAAAGCCCAGACAACCCCCCGCCCCCUUACGAGGAGGUUCAAUCACGUCCUAGAGACAGAAUGAGUGACGAAGAUGUCCGGCAGCUACAUGUCGCACUUUUAGAUGACAAAGACACCUGAGUGACAGACUGUGCUGCUUGUUUAUCUUCAUUUUCAGCACAUGAGAUGCUGUUGUUUGGCAACGAGAACUCGAUUGAAUUGACAGCUGAUCUAUGCGGCGUCGACUCCGCAGACAAUGACGGCUGAACCACUGACAGCAGACUCCUGUGCUGCCUGCACUUUUCCUGGUUGUCUGCAGCUCACCAGCAUCAGGACACGGUCCUACCACACGCUAUUUUAGAUGACGCUGAUAAGCUCUGAUUGUCCAGUUGUCAGGUCACAAAAGACCUGAAGAAGAGAACAUUUAUUAAUGAAAUGUUGAUUGUAUUCAGUAAUGUAUGAAUGCAUGUGACAGGGAAAGAAGAAGAAGAAGAAAAGGGAGUUUAUGUGCACGUGUGUCCUUGCUGUAAGGAAAAAAGCUUUGUAUCCAGAAUGUCUCAUUUCAGGAAAAAACUGCCUUGUUUUUUCUUAAAAAAAAAAAAAUUCAACAAGGGAAUGUAUCAAAUUAAUUAACCAAAGUGGGUUUGAAGGUUUUAUAAUCCUUCAGUUAAAAGAAAAUCUUACAAAAAAAGGAAGCUAUGAGAUUUGUGUGUGUGUGUGUGUGUGUGUGUGUGUGUGUGUGUGUGUGUGUGUGUGUGUGUGUGUGUGUGUGUGUGUUGCUGUUCUGGAGACGUUGUCUAUCCUUCCCGUCAGUGACGGGGCUGAUCGAGACUCCUUCGGCGGAGUCGGUGGCGUGCUGUUAUAGAAACCUGUGUUUCCACAGCAACCAACUCUAUUCCAUUUCUAUCUGAGACUUUUUUUAUAUUUUUUUUGUCAUGCACAUUUUGUUGAUUUGACGCCAGCAUGGUGCACGGGCGCUCGGAUGAUAGAUGGUGAAAUUUUGUGAAUUUCAGCAACAGCAUGUUGUAACGUUGAUUCAUUAAAGGUUCAUUUAGUGUACAGCAGAUAUUUAGAGACUUGAAAAUGCUCCAAAAGCAAACGGUCUUUGAAAGUGUUUCACUCUGAUGAGUGAAGUAAAGAAUAGUUUGAUUAAUUUGAAUCUGCAGUAAAAAAAAAGAGAAGGAUUUCUUCCUGUUUACUGACAGAAAUGAAUUUGCUCUGGUGGCUGCAGUGCAGACACAGGUGCUUUUUUAAAUCAAAAUAAUCAUCCAAAUUACAGUUUUCAUCCACAAUCUGCACUGCAGAACAACACAUUUGGGACCAACCACCCCCCAAAUAUCCUGAAACUCAAAUCAUACAUGGAUUUGGGAAACUUUGACUCUCACUGGUUCCCCUUUCAAUCACAGUUUGAUCCUCUGCAGAGCGACUGACACCUUCACAGACCUUGAAUGUAUUUAAUGUUUCAUUUUGUGGCAAAACAAAUCUAACUAUUAUAUGGAUUGUAAUAUUUACAGAUUGAUAAUUUGUAUAUUGUAUUAUUGCACAGAAUUAUAUAAUAAAUAAAUAAAUGUUAAGUCUUAGUUUGA